AUGGCCUCGCGAGUCCUUGUGUCUGGUCUUCCACGGUCUCUCCCUCCCCUUCCUCCGGGCCCUGGCCCCACCUGUGUCCCCUGUGUCGAGGGGCGCCAGCGUGCUGCCCCUCACUCCUCCCAGUUUCCUCCGACAGAGGCCCCGUUGCAGACGCUUCACAUGGACGUGUGGGGCCCAGCCCGCGUCCGUGGACAGGGUCAGGAGCGCUACUUCCUGCUGGUGGUUGACGACUACUCGCGUUACACCACAGUCUUCCCCUUGCGCAGCAAGGGUGAGGUCACUGAGGUGUUGAUCGACUGGAUCCGCGCAGCUCGUCUCCAGCUUCGGAGGAGCUUUGGCUCUGACUUCCCUGUUUUGCGUCUGCACUCGGACAGAGGCGGAGAGUUCUCCUCUGGCCUCCUGAGUGCCUACUGUCGUGCGCGAGGCAUCCGUCAGACCUUCACGCUUCCGGACUCACCACAGCAGAAUGGGAUUGCUGAGCGCCGCAUUGGCAUGGUCAUGGACGUCGCUCGUACGUCCAUGAUGCAUGCGGCUGCUCCCCAUUUUCUGUGGCCGUUUGCGGUCAGUUACGCUGCGCACCAGAUCAACCUCCACCCCAGGGUCUCUCGACCGGAGACCUCCCCAGCCCUGCUGUGGACGGGGAAGGUUGGCGAUGCGUCGGCGUUCCGGGUCUGGGGAUCUCGGGCGUUUGUUCGCGACCUGUCUGCGGACAAGCUGUCCCCUCGUGCUUCUCCCUGCGUCUUCCUGGGGUUCCCCCCCGACGCCCCUGGGUGGCAGUUUUACCACCCCUCCUCUCGACGUGUUCUGUCCUCCCAGGACGUCACGUUCGACGAGUCGGUACCCUACUACCGCCUCUUCCCCUACCGCACUCCGUCCCUCCCCCCGCCCCCGCUCUUCUUGGUAGACGCGGUCGAGCCUGUCAAGGUCACUGGUGACUCUGGUGCUGCUGCGGGAGCUGAGCCUGGGGGUGCGGCGUCUGGGGGUGCUGAGCCUGGAGGUGCCGAGUCUGGGGGUGCUGAGCCUGGGGGUGCUGAGCCUGGAGGUGCCGAGUCUGGGGGUGCUGUGCCUGGGGGUGCUGUGCCUGGAGGUGCUGAGCCUGGGGGUGCUGAGCCUGGGGGUGCUGAGCCUGGGGGUGCUGUGCCUGGGGGUGCUGUGUCUAGGGGUGCUGAGCCUGGAGGUGCUGUGCCUGGGGGUGCUUCGUCUCGCCUGGAGCCACUCUCCCCACAGGAGCUGCGUGAGUGGUUUGCCAGGCGCUGGAGGCGUGCUGCUGGUGCUGGUGGUUCUUCGGCUGCAGAGGGUACUGCUGCUGCGCGCCCCGCCGGUGCUCGUACUGUGGGUGCUGGAGCUGCUGAGUCUGAGAGUUCUCCUGGAGCUGGUCCUGCUGAGGGUGUUGGCGCUGAGCCUCCCGUUGGCGGUCCGACUGACGGUGCUCCUGGUGCUGCGGCUGGAGGUUCUGGAGCUUCUGGUGGUGCUGCUGGAGUGGGUGCACCUGCCGGGGCUACUGGUGCUGUUCCUGCUGUUUCUAGCGUCGCCGCGCGGCCCCGACCGUACUUCGUUCCGCUCCUGCAGUAG
Molecule: messenger RNA, 1572 nt
Organism: Closterium sp. NIES-65
Lineage: Eukaryota; Viridiplantae; Streptophyta; Zygnematophyceae; Desmidiales; Closteriaceae
Source: the annotation of a GenBank genome assembly